UAUAGUGGGAGAGUGAGGGAGAGAGAGGUGGUUACGUGGAGCAGCACCCCACUUCAUCAGGCAGCAUACGGCAGCCCUGCAGUGCGAUCACACAAUAUGGGAAUGGGGCUAUGAGAUCGAGAGCAAGAGAAAGAAAGCAGAGAGAGACGAGAGCGAGGAGGGGGGAGUUAAAAAGAAGAGCUUGAGGGAUUUGCUUGGAUGAGAAGGGGGGAUGAUCUGAGUCUGUUGCCUGUCGUGGAUGUGGGAAGGACGUGGCAGCAGUGGCUGAGGUUGAGGCAGAUCUGUGGUCUCCUGUGUAAGAAGUAGCCGGCGUCAGGACGUUAUGCCCUGUGAGCAGUGAGGGGUAGCGCGUGUGAGCCAGGAGCAGCUGCUGUGACUGCAUCUGCGCUGCCUGCAUGUCUCAGACAGGCAGGGGAUGCAGCAAACCUCUGCCCUGAGCACAGAGGCUGCUAGCUGUACCCAGCGAGGAGAAGAACCAGGUGGGCUGGGGCGGGAGUGGGGGCGCCUGCCUCAGGAAGGAGCUAGCUUAACCUGCACUGUGGUCCCGCAGUGAUCCUAGCUUCAGAGUCAAGAGGCUCACCUGCCGUCUGUUGGAUCUGAACCUGGAUUUACUGCUUUGAGAGAUGAGAAGCACGUUCUCUGGCGGAGCCGCACAGCCAGCAGCCUGCUGAAGAGUGUGAAUGCUGGGCAGCACUGGCACCACCAAGGACACCGAGCCUUUUUCCACUGGCAGACAGCUUACCAGGAGCUUUAUCAAGGAAUCUAUAUUUGGAUUUGAUUAUGAAUUGAGGAGUUUGGAAUCAGCACACUGUGGAAAUCCUAAGCCAACGUUUCUUUUUUUGAUGUAGGAUUUACAAUAUGUCUACCUGACCAUACUCCUUGUGGCUCUGGAGUAAAGAUGAAAAAUGAUUUAAACAAACGUGUAUUCCUUGAUCAAAAAUAACAUGAGUACCUCAACAGUACUUUAGAAUGCUGCUACCUUCAUUGUAUGAGCCGUGUCCUAGCUCUCAAAGAGAUUGACCAAUGAAGCCAUGGGACUCAGCCAGAGCUUUACAAAUGGGGCCUGUGGUAAAGCCCUGGACCAGCCGGUCGGAGAGUGGCUGGAGCACGUGGGGCUGCCGCAGUACGAGAGCAAGUUCCUGCUCAAUGGCUUCGACGACCUACGAUUCAUGGGAAGUAACGUGAUGGAGGACCAGGAUCUCAGAGACAUCGGGAUCACUGACCCAGGACACAGAAAGAAAAUCCUCCAUGCGGCACGCAGCUUGCCUAAGGUAAAAGCACUGGGCUGUGAUGGCAGCACAUCUCUUGUCUCCUGGCUGGAUGGCCUCGGCCUGCAUGAAUAUCUGCCCAACUUUCUUUCAAGUGGCUACCGCACACUGGAGUGUGUCAAGAACCUGUGGGAGCUGGAGAUUGUCAAUGUUAUUAAGAUUGGUCCCCUGGGCCACAGGAAGAGGAUCAUCGCCUCUCUAGCAGAGAGACCCUAUGAAGAGGCGCCAUCGAAGUCCCGCCGUCUGUCCCCAAUUAUGUUCCAUGACCUCCUGUCCCAGACGACAUCUCCACUCAGUCAGAUGGACCCCUACACCAGUCGCUCCAUGGACAUGCUCCUGCCCUUGGCUGAGUCGGACCGGAGGCGGAGAGGAGUUGACCAAGAUGUGUGUAGUGUUUCUCUGCGUUCAUAUAGUGAGAGGCCGCGCUCUGUAGACAGACAGAGUGAACGGCACAAAGAGUCUCGUCUAAACCUCCGGCCGCCAAGCCAUUCUGCUACCUACGCCACGGUGUCCGCCUGGCAUCACCAGCCUGAGAAGCUAAUCCUGGACUCCUGCGGGUACGAGGCAACCUACCUAGGAUCAAUGAUAAUCAGGGAUCUACGAGGGAUUGAGUCCACACAAGAUGCCUGUGCUAAAAUUAGGAAAUCAAAGGACUCCAGAAAGGGUCCGGUCGUCAUACUGUCCAUUACCUAUAGAGGGGUCAAGUUUAUUGAUGCAGCCACGAAGACUAUAGUUGCGGAGCAUGAGAUCAGGAACAUUUCCUGCGCCGCCCAGGACCCAGAUGACCUCUGUACUUUUGCUUACAUUACCAAGGAUCUGAAGAGUGGCCACCACUUCUGUCACGUCUUCAGCACUGUGGAAGUGACGCAGACCUACGAGAUCAUCCUGACACUGGGACAGGCGUUUGAGGUGGCCUAUCAGAUGGCGAUGCAGUCCAGGGCGAGACACUAUGUCCCACCUACAUCUCUGACCUCAGAGGUCAUAGAGACCAAAACCAGCCGUCCUGUAUCUCAGUCGUGGAGCAGCAUGCGGAGAUCAGCAGGUGCCCCUCUGCUCGAAUGCCGCUGCUGUCACUGUCACACGUGUACUACCCACCGUCCUUCCUUCCUCCCGUUGCACUCUGUUAGCCCUGGAGUCCAGAUCGACCCCCUGGAGAUGGACGCAGACAUGCAGUCCCUGGGCAGCACCACCUGGCUCUUGGACCAGCGGGACUCCCACAGGCGCCCCGUCAGCACCAACCUGUCCUGUCUUACCAGGCAUCUACCACUGUGAGGCACUAUGAGGAGGCUGCUUUGCUAGCAUGGGAUGCAAGAUGGACAAUUAAAUCAAUGAAAGACAAAAACAGCAACAUGCAGCAAACAACCUGUUUUGUUUUGUUUUUCUACGCAUUUGUACAAUACUCAUAACAACAC
This is a messenger RNA of Epinephelus lanceolatus (giant grouper), 2680 nucleotides long. It is a transcript of the gene anks1ab, whose product is annotated as ankyrin repeat and sterile alpha motif domain containing 1Ab. Gene Ontology annotation, molecular function: ephrin receptor binding. Gene Ontology annotation, biological process: ephrin receptor signaling pathway. Lineage: Eukaryota; Metazoa; Chordata; Actinopteri; Perciformes; Serranidae. The record is from RefSeq and is a predicted model, not a curated record. Gene Ontology annotation, cellular component: cytosol.